This is a messenger RNA of Branchiostoma floridae (Florida lancelet), 303 nucleotides long. RefSeq names its product octapeptide-repeat protein T2-like. NCBI's taxonomy places the organism in Eukaryota, Metazoa, Chordata, Leptocardii, Amphioxiformes, Branchiostomatidae. Bases 1 to 303 code for a protein of 100 amino acids. The record is from RefSeq and is a predicted model, not a curated record. The transcript has a single exon.
AUGGGCAGGGACGCAGACAACGAGUCAGGCAGACAGCUACAGAGAGUCAGACAGACAGGGCGACAGACGGGCAGGGACGCAGACAGGGAGUCAGACGGACAGAGAGUCAUGCAGACAAGGCGACAGACAGGCAGGGACGCAAACAAGGAUUCAGGCAGACAGCUACAGAGAUUCCGACACAGAGUCAGACAGACGGGUAGGGACACAGACAGGGAGCAGACAGACAGAGCGUCAGACAGACAGUUCAACAGACGAGCAGCGACGCAGACAGGGGUUCAGAGAGACAGAGAGUCAGACACAUAG